ACACACACACACACACACACACACACACACACACCAAGCCCCGGAAGAUGGGGAACUGCCUCAAAUCUCCCACCUCGGAUGACAUCUCCCUGCUGCACGAGUCUCAGUCCGACCGGGCCAGCUUCGGCGAGGGGACGGAGCCGGAUCAGGAGCCGCCGCCGCCAUAUCAGGAACAAGUUCCAGUUCCAGUCUAUCAUCCAACACCCAGCCAGACUCGGCUAGCAACUCAACUGACUGAAGAAGAACAAAUUAGGAUAGCUCAAAGAAUAGGCCUUAUUCAGCAUCUGCCUAAAGGAGUUUAUGACCCUGGAAGAGAUGGAUCAGAAAAAAAGAUCCGAGAGUGUGUGAUCUGUAUGAUGGACUUUGUUUAUGGGGACCCAAUUCGAUUUCUGCCGUGCAUGCACAUCUAUCACCUGGACUGUAUAGAUGACUGGUUGAUGAGAUCCUUCACAUGCCCCUCCUGCAUGGAGCCAGUUGAUGCAGCACUGCUUUCAUCCUAUGAGACUAAUUGAGCCAGGGUCUCUCGUCUGACUUCAAGUGAACCAUCAUUUUGGGUGGUUUUGAUCUUUUGUCACUGAGCCCAAAGAGCCAGGGAUUAGGAAUUAAGAUCAUGCACAAAAAUUUCCUAAAAAAUUCCUGGAUGGCUGCAGAUGUUGAGGAAAGUAUGUGAUAUUUUAGAAACUUAGUGGGGAAAAAGUAGGAUGGUAUUUUUAUGUAAAGCCUUGACCCAGUGUUUAAAAAUAUAAUUGUAUUUAGAUCUUAUUACUCCAGUACAUAGGAAUUGUGUAACGUGUUAAAGCAUCUGUAUAUGUUUAAAUUGUGUGUGUUGAAGAUUAGGAAAAAGAUAGUGGCUAUUUUUCCUAAAUGAAAUAACUUUCUUCUUCCCUCUACCCAAAUUCUUUUCUGAAGUUACUGGCAUUUGGGUCAAGGUUUUAUUAAAAGCUACAUUUUAUAACACUGGCACAAAAAAAAAAGUAGUUUUAAGCUUGUUUGCACAGUUCUUUUUUUCCAUUGGAAAUGGAAUUCAUUGCCUUAGGUCUUUAAAAAUAGUGUAUUAUUAUUGUUGGGGCUGGCUCUAUGCUUGAAAACCAGUUUAUUUAUAACCUGUUGUAAGUGCUAUAUUCUGUUUGCAGUUAGGAAAUGCAGAAUUCAAAGUGAUCUCCUAGCUUGUAAGCAAACCGAGAUGCACUAUCCCUUUUCUAUUAAAAAUGAGUUAAUGUGUCAAGAAACCAACUCUAGCAAAGUGGGUUUAAUAUUACCCUUUCUAUAUGUUCUAUCUAAUUCUUUUGGUUGUUAAUAUGGUGAUAAUUGAAAGUCAAAGUAAAUUUUAAAUAUUAAGAUUUCUGAUUUAUUGAUGAAUUAUGCCACCAUGCUUACGUAAAAAUGAAAGUGGCACCAUGGUGAAACUUAACAAGAAAUAGUUUCUUAGUUGUAACAAUUUUGAUUCUCUUUCCUGUGACUUCCUUCCCUAUAGUCUUGAAACAUAGCAAAAGGAUACUGCAUCUCUUAUUGUAGUGCUGAGGUUAUUGAAGUCAUACAAACACAUCUCUGUGUCUGUUUCUUGGAACGAUAUCUGUUAAGUCCUAGGUGACUGACAAGAACAAAGGUGAAUGUGUUUCAUGUUUUGCACACAACUGCAGAAUUUGUAUAACCACAUGACUUCAUAGUUGUGAUCUCAAAAAAGGAAUUUCUCCUUUGUUUUUUCUUGCAGUUAAUGUAAGAGUACACUAAAUCUCUAAGUUUCUGAAGUAUUAGAAGUAGAGAUGGCCUAGUAAAGAUGUAGUAGUGUGUUUUAUCCAUUUUGCAUGUGUUUAUUUUUCCUUAUGUUCUCAAAAGGUGACUUAUUUGUUUAGCUCAGUGAUGUUAUAACUAAAAAUCAUUAUCAAAAGGAGAAGCAGUCUCCAGAUAACAAGUCAAAUAUUUCUUAUUAUUUUUUAUUGAGUUGAAUUUGUGAUUCUAACAAUUUUCUACAUACAAAACACAAGUGGUGUGAAGGGUCUUCAUGAUUGCAUUGUAGAAUUUAAUAUGUCAUAAUUAAUUUGGCAUUCAACUGUAAUGUCCAUAUGUUAAUUUCCCUGUGAUCCCCAUGAUGGAAAGACUUAAAGAUGAGUUUGAAAAAAAAAAAUUGAAAGAAUUUCAUUUAUCAGGUUCUGUUAAAUUGUUACAUGUAUCUUGCUUAAGUUUCUGUUCAUUAAUUUAUAUUCAUCCAAUUAUAUAAAGCAAAUUUGGAGGAAACA
Molecule: messenger RNA, 2237 nt
Organism: Perognathus longimembris pacificus (Pacific pocket mouse)
Lineage: Eukaryota; Metazoa; Chordata; Mammalia; Rodentia; Heteromyidae
Gene: Rnf11
Product: ring finger protein 11
Exons: 4
Coding region: 48-512 (154 amino acids)
Source: RefSeq, a predicted model, not a curated record